UUGAGGUUCUGAUGACAAACGGAUCGAUUAAAAUACACGCACGUCUUGAAUCAUGUGCAUCAAUUCCAGCAUGUUGUGUAGUAACUGUUUUACGACAACGAUUUUUAUCUAUAACAAAGCUCCUGUAGGAUCAUGAAGACCUUAUGCACGUGGAAUUUGACUUCGGUCACGCAUACUCUAUUACAAAUAACAGUCCACAUAAAAAGUAAAUUACGGAGUGUAUAUAUAAGAAACUCAACUGUACAAUUAGUUAAUGAAGAGUAUCAAUACACACUGAACUACAAUGUCAUUGAAUUUGAUAAUGCAGCUCGUCUGUUCGCCUGAAUAUCGGUGUGUUGUCCCUUUAACCGACUCUCCUCCCUCAUGUCGCUAACGUAUCCGCGCCCACGUCUGUUAGCGGCUACUUUCACGUCAACAAUGACAGUCCGCGCCGAUUUCAAUGGAACACACGCCAGUAUUUCAAUUAGUAUUUUGAAAAUGCAUUGUGUUUAACCGCAACCGCGGCUCCUAAGGCGGAUAACGGAGCCUGCCUCCGUGACCUGCUUCCUCGUAAACCGAUAAGAGCACGCGCGAGGAGAGAAGUCCUGACCACAGCCGGGAGAGGUCAGCCGUGGGCGCGUCUGCGAUGGCUGGCGGAAGGAGAGGGGCGAACCGGACCACGUACUGCAGACCCCCCCUGAGCAACGAACCAGGCUCCGUCAGCAACGGCAACCACUCCACCAGCUCCCCGGUCACAGGGGUGCGAUCCCGCGCCAGGAACGGCUCGGGGACGUGCAUGUCCAACCCCCCUCUGGCGGCGCAGACGGUGGUUCCCCUGAAGCACUGUAAGAUCCCCGAGCUGUCGGUGGAUCGCAACGUGCUGUUCGAGCUCCAUCUUUUCUUCUGCCACCUCAUCGCCCUCUUUGUCCAUUACGUCAACAUCUACAGGACUGUGUGGUGGUACCCCCCAUCACAUCCUCCCUCGCACACUUCGCUGAACUUUCACCUCAUUGAUUAUAACAUGCUGGUGUUCAUAAUCAUCAUACUGGCAAGGAGGUUAAUCGCUGCAAUUGUUAAAGAGGCGUCGCAGAGUGGGAAGCUGUCCUUCCCUCAUUCCAUCUUCCUGGUGAUGGCGCGGUUCGCCGUGCUAACGCUGACAGGCUGGAGCCUCUGCCGCUCACUCAUUUACCUCUUCAGGACGUACUCCGUCCUCAGCCUGCUCUUCCUCUGCUACCCAUUCGGGAUGUACAUUCCCUUCUUCCGGCUGAGCUGCGACUUCCGGCGGGCCGGUCUGCUCCCCCCCGUCGCCAGCAUCGGCUCCAAGGAGGUGGGCGGCGCGGGUCGGGGCAGGGACUACUUGACCGUGCUGAAGGAGACGUGGAAGCAGCACACCAGCCAGCUGUACGGCGUCCAGGCCAUGCCGACUCACGCCUGCUGCCUCUCCCCGGAUCUCAUCCGCAAGGAGGUGGCGUACCUGAAGAUGGACUUCAACUGGAGGAUGAAGGAGGUGCUGGUCAGCUCGAUGCUCAGUGCUUACUACGUGGCCUUUGUUCCCGUCUGGUUUGUCAAGAGUACGCAGUAUGUAGACAAGCGCUGGUCUUGUGAGCUGUUCAUCCUGGUGUCCGUCAGCACGUCAGUCAUCCUCAUGAGGCACCUGUUGCCACCUCGGUACUGCGACCUGCUUCACAAAGCCGCAGCGCACCUGGGCUGCUGGCAGAAAGUAGACCCCUCGCUCUGCUCCAAUGUUCUUCAGCACAUAUGGACAGAGGAGUACAUGUGGCCACAGGGAGUCCUGGUCAAACACAAUAAGAACGUCUACAAGGCCAUGGGUCACUACAACGUGGCGGUUCCGUCAGACGUGUCCCAUUACCGCUUCUAUUUCUUUUUCAACAGGCCUUUACGGAUAUUGAACAUACUCAUCAUCCUGGAGGGUGCCAUGAUAUUCUACCAGCUGUACUCGUUGAUAUGUUCAGAAAAGUGGCAUCAGACGAUAUCCCUGGCGCUAAUUCUCUUCAGUAACUACUACGCCUUCUUCAAGCUGCUCCGAGACAGAAUAGUCCUAGGGAAGGCGUACGCGUACUCUAACAGCUCAUCGGACCACAAAGUCAGUUAGAUUUGAGUCGUCAUUCACUUUGGAACAAACAAAAAAAAACAUGCCUAAGAGCUCUGUAUUUUUUCUACAAACUGCAUUUUCUGUCACGUUUUUGUUCUGAUCUGCCAUAAUAAAAAGACAUAUUUUUGUAUUACUUUAAA
Molecule: messenger RNA, 2232 nt
Organism: Pungitius pungitius (ninespine stickleback)
Lineage: Eukaryota; Metazoa; Chordata; Actinopteri; Perciformes; Gasterosteidae
Gene: tmem39b
Product: transmembrane protein 39B
Exons: 9
Coding region: 626-2092 (488 amino acids)
Cellular component (GO): membrane
Source: RefSeq, a predicted model, not a curated record